AUGACUGGAAAAUUCCAAGACCAAGUCGUCCUCAUCACUGGAGCUGCCAGUGGAAUUGGCCGUGCAACCACACUCAAGUUAGCAGCCCUCAAUGCUUCUCUCGCCCUUUGCGACAUCAACACUACUGCCCUCUCGAACCUAGCCUCAGAACUCCCAAAUGACUCAGUUCUUACGCAAAAGGUUGAUGUUGGCUCCGAGUCGGAUGUGAAGUCAUUUACAUCUGCCAUCUUGGAGAAGUUCGGCAGACUGGACCAUGUGUUCAAUUGUGCGGGCAUCAAUCCCACCAAUAUUCCCUUCGAGGAGACGACCCUUGAGUACUGGGAUAAGCAGUGUAACACAAACUUGAAGGGCGUUUUCCUCAUUACGCGAGAGAGCUUGCCGUACUUGAAGAGGGGCUCGAGCAUCGUCACCGUGUCGAGCAUGAGUGGCACCCGUGGGACACCCUUGCAAUCUGUCUACAGGUAUUCAACCAGCAUCUAUCUUCUCAGGAAGAGGAAAUUUGCUAACUUCAUCACAACCGAAACACCCUUGCUGUUCCUGAAGAAACUGCUAAUCGGGACGCCAAUAGAUACAACCAAACAUGGAGUAAUCGGGAUGAUGAAGAGUCUUGCCCACGAGGUCGGUCCCAAGGGGAUUCGUGUCAACUGCGUAGCCCCGGGAUACAUCAACACCCCUACUAACUCCGGCAUUGUACGCGGAGGUGAGAUCGUAGAGAAAUGGUCUAAGGCUUGCGCUUUGGAGAGAUGGGGCACACCAGAGGACGUUGCGGAUGUGGUGAUUUUCUUGUUCUCGGACGAAUCGAGAUAUGUGAGCGGAUCGGUCUACGAGGUUGACGGCGCGGUUAGAUGCGACAAGCAGUUGUUGUUACGUUUUGCCAUAGCAAUGCUGACCGUCGGAAGCAAUCCCGGGCACCUUAUCCCGGGUUCUCAGAACCCCCCACCAUUCGGCCCAGCGUCCGAUCGCGGUACUUACAAGUCAAUGUUGAUUAAUAGCCUCAAAGAGCGCGUCAUCCUUGGGUUGAUGACCUAUGGCCCGGAUGAGAAUGCAGGAGCGCGCAUCCUAGAACUCGAUGAGUUCAACAGACACCUGGAUUACUUCCAGGGCCAAGGCUACAAUGAGGUCGACACCGCGAGGAUGUACGUGAGCGGCAAGCAAGAGGCCUGGACCCGUGAUGCCAAGUGGAAGGAGCGUGGCUUGACUUUGGCAACCAAAGUCUAUCCCGAGGAUCCUGGCAUGCACGAGCCAGCCCGACUACGAAAGCUCAUCACAAGUUCGUUGAAUGAACUUGGCUCCGGCGAAGUGGAUAUAUUCUAUCUUCAUGCGCCUGAUCGCUCGGUCCCGUACGAGGACACGCUGGCAGAGGUGAACAAGCUCUAUCAAGAGGGGAAGUUCAAGCGACUAGGCCUUUCUAACUACGCAGCAUGGGAAGUUGCCGAGAUCUAUACUAUUGCGAAAGAACGAGGCUGGGUGAGACCUAGUAUCUACCAGGCCAUGUACAAUGUGAUCAAGUCUGAGCUUGUCCCAUGCUGUCGUAAAUUUGGCAUGGACAUCGUGGUCUACAAUCCUUUGGCCGGUGGCUUGUUCUCGGGAAAGAUCAAGUCUGCAGAUCUUGCGCCAACCGACGGACGGUUCUCUGACUCUUAUAAGUACGGGAAGCUGUACCGGGAUCGUUUCCUGAACAAAGCCAACAUGGAGGCCCUGAAGAUUGCCGAGGAGGCAAUACAGAAGCAUGACUUGACACUGCUAGAGACUGCGAUAGGAUGGGUCAUCCACCACUCGGCGUUGAAAACCAGGGUCAAAGGCGGCAAUGACGGUGUUGUCAUCGGUGUGAGCAAUUUUCAGCAGCUGGAAGGAAAUCUGAAGGAUUUUGAGAAGGAUCCCUUGCCAGAGGAUGUUGUGCAAGCACUGGAUCGGGCCUGGCUGGUAGCGAAGGCUACAGCCGCUCCGUAUUGGCGAUAG
Diaporthe amygdali is the source of this 1959-nucleotide messenger RNA. RefSeq names its product aflatoxin B1 aldehyde reductase member 2. The coding region runs from base 1 to 1959 and encodes 652 amino acids. NCBI's taxonomy places the organism in Eukaryota, Fungi, Ascomycota, Sordariomycetes, Diaporthales, Diaporthaceae. Gene Ontology annotation, molecular function: oxidoreductase activity, acting on the CH-OH group of donors, NAD or NADP as acceptor. The transcript has 8 exons. The record is from RefSeq and is a predicted model, not a curated record.